Messenger RNA from Bactrocera neohumeralis, 455 nucleotides. RefSeq lists its product as uncharacterized. The record is from RefSeq and is a predicted model, not a curated record. The coding region runs from base 138 to 449 and encodes 103 amino acids. Lineage: Eukaryota; Metazoa; Arthropoda; Insecta; Diptera; Tephritidae. The transcript has 4 exons.
GGCCGACAGCGAGGGAAAGAGAUUAGAAAAAGAGAUCAAGGUGGAACAAAGACAAAGUUGAACUUCUUUUAUGCUUGUGGGAGGAAAAAUUGCCACAGCUUCGUGGUGUAAAACGUAAUUCUCACGUUUUUAAGGAUAUGUCUGUAGAAAUGGCCACAAAGUGGCAUGUAUAUUCCGCUAAUGAAAUUCGUGUGAAAAUACAUAAUUUGUCAAAUAAAUACAGAGAUGAGAGGAAAUCUAUUGGUCCCUCUGGCGGCAGCCCUUCGACAUGGGAAUUCUACCCUAAAAUAAAUAGUAUCCUAGGGAGCUAUAAAAGUUUCAAUUUGGAAACAUUGGUGGAGGAGAGCACAGUUCACGAAGUUGUAGACUGUGCAUCACCCCUUAACAGCUCUUCCAUUACGCUGGAUUCCCAGGAAGAAUUGCCGUUUGUAGACGAGGAACCUUUCUAGAAAAAA